AUGACGCUCGGACCGUAUAUUGUCCCCUUGACAACUGUAUACUUGGCGGAGUAUACCAUGCAGACCGGAGUAUGGUCGGCAAUCGGGUUCCCAGUGGACAGUAAAGAGGCUCGUGCCAGCUUUUACUCAUCCGCAGGCCUGGCGUAUCAAGCUGGAGUGUUCAUCUCGAGGUCGUCGGGUGUGCUCUUCCAAGCUACGAGGCCGAUCUUGUAUCUCAUGCCAGCCUUACAAGUGCUACUGCUAGUGUUCUUCACGUUCGUGGCAGCCACGCACUUCUGGUACAACUGGGGCUUACUGUCUCUGUGUUUCGUUGCUGGGUUACUGGGUGGUGCAGUAUACGUGAACGCCUUCACGCUCUUGUCAAGGGAGACCCCUUCUAGUCACGUGGAGUUGGCACUUUCAGCUGCAUCUGUGGGUGACACAGUCGGUGUCAUGCUUGCAGAUUGCGCAGGGUUGUUUCUUCAGGGCUGUCUGUACUCUAUUAACCACCUGCCAGGCGCUACAAUCAGCGUUUCUUGCUAG
Messenger RNA from Phytophthora infestans T30-4, 522 nucleotides. RefSeq lists its product as uncharacterized. The record is from RefSeq and is a predicted model, not a curated record. Gene Ontology annotation, biological process: regulation of intracellular pH. Gene Ontology annotation, cellular component: membrane; vacuole. The transcript has a single exon. Lineage: Eukaryota; Oomycota; Peronosporomycetes; Peronosporales; Peronosporaceae. Bases 1 to 522 code for a protein of 173 amino acids.